AUGAUAAAUUUGGCAACAAUAAUACUAUUUUCCACAUAUGGACGAAAUAUAGGAAAUUUUUUGUUUAACACUUGUAUAUUUUUUGCAAAUUAUCUAAAUUUCGUUUGUUUUAUUUUAAAAAAAAUAUCUCACAUAUUCAAAAUUAAUACCUAUAAAGACUUAAAUGGUUUACAUAAUUUAAAGCAAGCAAAUUUAAAUGGAUUAAUAAAAGAAAAUAAAAAUACACAUCUUUUAAAUAUGUCUAGCUUAAAUGAUCUAGAUAUAUUAAAUAGCUCUAUUCUAGAAACAGAAACAGAAAUAAAUGAACGCUUGUCUACAGAAAUAGAUGAUUUUGAUGAUGAUGAGUAUAACUUUGAUUUCAUUGAUUUAGUUGAGAAUAAUAGUUUUGAAGAAUAA
Plasmodium relictum is the source of this 396-nucleotide messenger RNA. Its product is annotated as conserved Plasmodium protein, unknown function. NCBI's taxonomy places the organism in Eukaryota, Apicomplexa, Aconoidasida, Haemosporida, Plasmodiidae. The record is from RefSeq and is a predicted model, not a curated record. The transcript is spliced from 4 exons. The coding region runs from base 1 to 396 and encodes 131 amino acids.